GUGUGCGGCUGUGUGUAUGUGUAUGCGUGAGAGACACACCGGAGGAGGGAGACACACACAUUCACAGAGGCGCACACACCGGGGCGAAAAAGGGGUGGGGAGGGAGGGGGAAAAGGGAAAAGGAAAAGGAAAGGGGAGAAAGAAAAAAAAAGGCAGGCAUUCGAUGCACCUGGGAGGGUGAAAGAAGAAAGCCGGUGGCGGCGGCGGUGAAGGCAGGAGGCGGCGGCACCAGCUCCGGCGAGAGCGGCGCGCGGACGUCGGACCCGCAGCCCAACCCCGAGCUUGGAACCGUAUUGAGCCGGAGCGCGUCGGGCCGUCCGGUCCCCCCUCCUCACUCUAGCUCUUUUAUUUGAUUAUUUAUUUUUCUCCCUCUCCUCGCGAAGGGCGAGGCGCAACCUUUAACCGCGGGACGACCCCCCCCCCCCCCCGGCGGCGGAUCGGCCUCGCGGGACGCGCUAGUUCAGGGGGGUGGCCCCGAGACCCGGACGGGGGCGGGGGGCGACGGGGAAGGCAGGCCCGGCCCGGCCCCCCGGGGAGCAGGCGACAGCCCGUAGCUCUUAGCGGCGGUUGUGGCGGCGGCGUUGUUGUUGUUGGCCGGAGCGGCUCGGCUCUACUGAGAGCCAGGCGAAGGAGGAUGUCGUCGGCUGGCAGCCGGGAGGAGGAGCGGCGGAAACUGGCCGAUAUCAUCAACCACUGGAACGCGAACCGGCUGGACCUGUUCGAGAUUAGCCAGCCCACCGAGGAUUUGGAAUUCCAUGGAGUAAUGAGAUUUUACUUUCAAGAUAAAGCUGCUGGAAACUUUGCUACAAAAUGCAUCCGUGUCUCCAGCACUGCUACAACCCAAGAUGUCAUAGAAACUCUUGCAGAGAAAUUUCGACCUGACAUGAGAAUGCUGUCAUCUCCCAAAUAUUCACUCUAUGAAGUGCACGUCAGUGGAGAAGAAAGAAGAUUGGAUAUAGAUGAGAAGCCUCUAGUUGUACAAUUAAAUUGGAACAAAGAUGAUCGAGAGGGCAGAUUUGUGCUGAAGAAUGAAAAUGAUGCCAUUCCUCCUAAGAAGGCUCAGAGUAAUGGGCCUGAGAAACAAGAAAAAGAAGGCGUGAUCCAGAACUUUAAAAGAACUCUUUCAAAAAAGGAAAAAAAGGAAAAAAAGAAACGGGAAAAAGAGGCAUUGCGACAGGCAUCUGAUAAAGAUGAGAGGCCUUUGCAUGGAGAUGAUAUUGAGAAUUCUCGCCUGGCAGCUGAGGUGUAUAAGGAUAUGCCUGAAACCAGUUUCACACGCACAAUAUCAAAUCCUGAAGUAGUCAUGAAACGGCGGAGACAGCAGAAAUUAGAAAAGAGAAUGCAAGAAUUCCGAAGCUCAGAUGGUCGUCCUGAUUCAGGUGGAACACUGAGGAUUUAUGCAGAUAGUUUAAAACCAAACAUCCCAUACAAGACAAUUCUGCUGUCAACCACGGAUACUGCAGAUUUUGCUGUGGUUGAAGCUUUAGAGAAAUAUGGUCUGGAAAAAGAAAAUCCCAAAGAUUACUGUGUUGCCCGAGUUAUGCUCCCCCCUGGAGCUCAACAUUCAGAUGAGAAAGGUGCUAAAGAAGUUAUCUUGGAUGAUGAUGAAUGCCCCCUACAAAUCUUUAGGGAAUGGCCAAGUGACAAAGGAAUUUUAGUCUUUCAGUUGAAAAGAAGACCAUCUGAUUAUGUCCCAAAGAAACUGAAGAAGCAAAUUGAUGGAAAGCCACAAAAGGGGAAGGAAAGGAUUGAUGGAUCUGGCUAUGGUUCUUCACUUCCACCUGAAAAACUGCCCUAUUUGGUAGAAUUAAGUCCAGGCAGAAGGAAUCACUUUGCCUACUACAGUUAUCACACUUAUGAAGAUGGUUCUGACUCCAGAGAUAAGCCGAAGCUCUACCGUCUGCAAUUAAGUGUCACUGAAGUUGGAACAGAAAAAUUUGAUGAGAACUCUAUUCAGUUGUUUGGGCCAGGAAUUCAGCCUCACCAUUGUGACCUAACGAAUAUGGAUGGAGUUGUAACAGUUACUCCUAGAAGUAUUGAUGCAGAGACCUAUGUGGAAGGGCAGCGUAUCUCAGAGACAACUAUGUUACAAAGUGGCAUGAAGGUUCAGUUUGGGACAUCUCAUGUAUUUAAAUUUGUAGACCCCAGUCAAGAUCACAUCAUUACCAAAAGAUCUAUGGAUGGAGGAGGCCUUAUGGUUAAAGGUCCAAGGCACAAACCUGGAAUUGUCCAGGAGACAACCUUUGAUCUGGAAGGUGACAUUCAUAGUGGAACAGCAAUGCCAACAAGCAAGAGUACCACUAGACUGGACAGCGACAGGAUAUCGUCAGCAUCCAGCACAGCAGAGCGAGGGAUGGUGAAGCCAAUGAUUAGAGUAGAACAGCAACAAGACUAUAGAAGACAGGACAGCAGAACUCAGGAUGCACCUGGCCCUGAACUGAUACUGCCUGCAAGCAUAGAAUUCAGGGAAAGUUCUGAAGAUUCAUUUUUAUCAGCUAUUAUAAAUUAUACUAAUAGCUCUACAGUACAUUUUAAAUUAUCACCUACAUAUGUGUUAUAUAUGGCAUGUCGGUAUGUACUGUCAAACCAAUACAGACCUGAAAUCAGCCCUGCAGAGCGGACUCACAAAGUCAUUGCAAUAGUUAACAAGAUGGUGAACAUGAUGGAAGGUGUUAUUCAGAAGCAGAAGAAUAUUGCAGGAGCACUUGCCUUCUGGAUGGCAAAUGCGUCAGAACUACUCAACUUUAUUAAGCAGGACCGAGAUCUCAGCCGAAUCACUUUGGAUGCCCAGGAUAUUUUAGCACACUUGGUUCAAAUGGCAUUCAAAUAUUUGGUUCAUUGUCUUCAAUCAGAACUUAAUAACUACAUGCCAGCCUUUCUGGAUGAUCCUGAAGAAAAUAGUUUACAAAGACCCAAAAUAGAUGAUGUUUUGCACACACUCACUGGAGCUAUGUCAUUGUUACGAAGAUGCAGAGUAAAUGCUGCCCUGACGAUUCAACUCUUCUCUCAGCUCUUUCAUUUUAUUAACAUGUGGCUGUUUAACAGACUUGUUACUGACCCAGAUUCAGGGUUGUGUUCUCAUUACUGGGGAGCCAUUAUCCGUCAGCAGUUGGGCCAUAUUGAGGCAUGGGCAGAGAAACAAGGCCUUGAGCUCGCUGCUGACUGUCAUCUUAGCAGAAUCGUACAGGCAACCACACUUCUUACCAUGGAUAAAUAUUCACCUGAGGAUAUUCCAAAUAUUAACAGUACCUGCUUUAAGCUGAAUUCACUACAACUUCAAGCCUUAUUACAAAAUUAUCACUGUGCACCAGAUGAACCUUUUAUCCCAUCGGAUCUCAUAGAAAAUGUAGUAGCUGUUGCUGAAAAUACAGCUGAUGAAUUAGCACGUAGUGAUGGGAGAGAAGUACAAUUAGAAGAAGAUCCCGAUCUUCAACUACCCUUUCUUCUGCCAGAAGAUGGAUAUUCUUGUGAUGUUGUCCGAAACGUUCCAAAUGGGUUACAGGAAUUUUUGGAUCCACUGUGUCAGAGAGGGUUCUGUAGGUUAAUGCCUCACACACGUUCACCAGGUACUUGGACAAUAUAUUUUGAAGGAGCAGAUUACGAAAGCCACUUUAUGCGGGAAAACACUGAACUGACCCAGCCUCUAAGAAAAGAACCUGAAAUAAUCACUGUGACACUUAAGAAGCAAAAUGGAAUGGGUCUUAGCAUUGUUGCUGCAAAGGGUGCAGGCCAAGAUAAACUUGGAAUUUAUGUGAAGUCUGUUGUAAAAGGAGGUGCUGCAGAUGUGGAUGGUCGUCUGGCUGCAGGUGAUCAGCUGCUUAGUGUGGAUGGACGGAGUUUGGUAGGACUGUCCCAAGAAAGGGCAGCAGAGCUCAUGACAAGAACGGGUUCUGUGGUAACAUUAGAAGUUGCAAAACAAGGAGCAAUUUACCACGGCCUGGCUACUCUGCUCAACCAGCCUUCUCCCAUGAUGCAAAGAGUUUCAGAUCGACGAGGCUCAGGUAAACCCAGACCAAAGAGUGAAGGUUUUGAGCUGUAUAAUAAUUCAGCACAGAAUGGGUCACCAGAGAGUCCUCAGCUGCCUUGGACAGAGUAUAGUGAACCAAAGAAGCUUCCAGGAGAUGAUAGAUUAAUGAAGAACAGAGCUGAUCACCGGUCUAGCCCUAAUGUAGCAAAUCAGCCUCCUAGUCCUGGAGGGAAAAAUACAUAUGCCACUGGAACAUCAGCUAAAAUAACAUCUGUUUCUACUGGAAAUCUCUGUACAGAGGAACAAACACCAACACCAAGACCUGAAGCUUAUCCUAUCCCAACUCAAACAUAUACCAGAGAGUACUUUACAUUCCCAGCUUCUAAAUCCCAGGAUCGUAUGGUUCCUGUUCAGAAUCAGUGGACCAAUUAUGAUGAGAAACAACAGAUACAGACAGAUAAUCAUCAUUCUGGUGCUAUAAUUCAGCGUGUUACUCGUUCCCAAGAAGAAUUGAGAGAUGAUCACGUUUACCAGCCAGAGUGUCAUCGCAAAGAUGCAGACUAUAUAGAUCGAAAGUCUGACAGUGACAUGUGGAUAAAUCAGAGCUCUUCUGUGGAAUCUAGCACAUCCAGCCAAGAAUUCCUGAACCAUUCUUCUAAAUCUGUUACCCCAGGUUCUACAUUAACCAAAAGUGGUCCAGGCCGCUGGAAAACGCCAACAGCUCUUCAGCCAACCCCAGUGGCUAUUUCCCAGCCCAUUCGGACAGACCUUCCUCCUCCACCACCCCCUCCCCCUGUGCACUAUUCAGCUGACUUUGAUGGGGUUCCGAUGGACUUACCUCUACCUCCCCCUCCUCCACUGCACCAGGUAGGAGCUCAGUCUGCUCCAGCAGCAGCUGCAGAACGUAAAAAGAGAGAGGAGCACCAGCGAUGGUAUGAAAAGGAAAAGGCUAGGUUAGAGGAAGAGAGAGAGAGGAAGCGACGAGAGCAGGAGAGAAAGCUGGGGCAAAUGCGCACUCAGCCCUUGAACCCCACCCAACUUCCUCCUGUACCUGUACAGCAGAUAAAGCCUGAAAAGCCAUCUACAUUACAGAGACCCCAAGAAACAGUCAUCCGGGAGCUGCAGCCCCAGCAGCAGCCACGGACAAUUGAGAGAAGAGAUCUGCAGUAUAUCACAAUCAGCAAAGAAGAGCUUUCUUCUAGUGAUAGCUUGUCCCCUGACCCAUGGAAACGAGAUGCCAAGGAAAAGCUCGAGAAGCAGCAGCAAAUGCACAUUGUAGAUAUGCUAAGCAAAGAGAUUCAGGAUCUUCAGAAUAAACCAGAUCGUACAGCAGAAGAAAAUGACCGUUUGCGCAAACUCAUGUUAGAGUGGCAGUUCCAGAAGAGACUCCAGGAGUCAAAGCAGAAGGAUGAAGAUGAUGAAGAUGAGGAAGAUGAUGAUGUAGACACCAUGCUAAUUAUGCAGCGUCUAGAAGCCGAAAGAAGAACCAGGGUAAAGGGGAAAAAUCCUUUGGGUCAGACUGCUAUGCCAGCAAUCUCUGUUCUAGAUUUGGAUGAAGAACGCAGACGCCAGCAACAGUUAGAAGAGAUUCGUAAACGGGAAGCAGAAGACAGGGCCAGGCAGGAAGAAGAUCGACGGCGCCAAGAGGAGGAGCGAGCAAAGCGAGAUGCUGAAGAAAAGAGGCGACAGGAGGAAGGGUAUUACAACCGCUUGGAAGCUGAAAGGCGCCGACAGCACGAUGAGGCGGAGCGGAGGCUGCUGGAGCCUGACGAGCCUGGUCUGUACAGACCACCACUUCCACGGGACUAUGAACUCCCACCCCCACCCCCCUCCGCUAACGCUCCUCCUCCCCCACCUCAACGAAACACCUCUUACCUCAAAACGCAGGUCCUCUCCCCUGACUCGGUGUACACUGCCAAGUUUGUUGCAUACAAUGAGGAGGAGGAGGAGGAGGAGGACUCCGGCCUAGCAGGUCAGGAUAAGUACUCCUGCACGAGAAAAUCUUAUGGGGACUUCCCUCCUGCCGCCCCUAAGCCGCCACAGCAGCCACGCCCGGUCUCCGAUGGCAUCUAUCUUUCCACCUCAUUCCAGCCACCCUCGGUCAAUGCCAACAGUACUGCUCACAAAACAGGCCAGCCCCCUCCCCCACCAAAAAAGCCAGCCUUCUACCAGGCCAGCGGCUCCAAAGGUAGAGAAGCAGCCCCCUCGCCCCUUUUCUCCCUAGCUUCCCGCGUGAUGACAUAGCUUUAGAUGAUCACUCUGUGAUUUGAUUGCCCCCAUCACUGCUCUGGCACGGGAUCGCCCUCUGCUUUCCCAUGUCAUGUCUGUGAAUUCUCCUUUCUGUAAAUGUUCAAUUCUAUCCGAUUCCUUUUGUACUUAAAAAAUUCACAUCUUUGAUCAAAUGUACACAAUCAGUCCUUCUCCAUGCCUCCCUAAUCUGUUUGAAGUACUGUUGGUCUUGGCUUUCAUUCUCUCUGUUAAAGAGUCUUGGUAUUUGGUGAAAGGAGCACCUUUCCAUAAGCAUUUGAGGGACUUCAACACAUACUUCCUAUUUGCCCUCCGAGCAGGCAUUUGCAUUAAGCUUGUCAUGACUUCACCCCAGGAGGACUGUUCUGGAUGAAAUGCUGUAUGCAUUUGGCCUAAGACAUGCCCUGGGAUUCCCAGGCCUAGGGCCUAGUGAGGGUGCACUGGUAGCUAGCUUAGGACUGACCAGCCAUCUCCUGCCAGGCUCACACAACCUCUUCCUCAUUGAAAUGCUCACCACUCUUCUCUAACUGGCCUCUUUUCAGAAGGGCUCUUUUUAGUCUUAGUAUACAGCAGCCUUAGGCAUGCGAUCACAGCAUAAAUGUAGUUUGCAUUGAAUUGUAACACUUGUAGUUGACUGGAGAGCACUACCAUACUUCUGACUGAACCAGGACCUAGAAUCUAUCCCAAACAAAGUGGAGAGAACUUUUUCAGUGUCUUUAAGAUAGAAUGUCAGCCCAGAAGGUCUUGGACAUUAUCUAUUUAGUCUGGUUUUAUUACCUAAAGAAAAUUGGUAUUUUGAUGGUAAAUUUUCUUAGAUAUAAAGACUUUUCAUGCAUCUGAUGAGUUUUUUGAGAUUUUACUGAACAGCAUAAUAUGAAAUCUCUUACAAAGCCGAAGAAUUAACUUUAAAAUUAAGAAAUUUAUUUCUUUUUUUGGGUUACCUCAGACAUAGUUCAUUCAAUUCAGUGUAACUAUGGUUUCUACCAUCGUAACCAGUCUUGGACAAACUCAUCCUGAACUUUUCAAAGUGGCACUUGUAUCCUAAGUGAGGAUUCAAAAUAUAAUAAAAUACAUUUUCAGAUAUUUCAAGCAUUCAAAAGAUUCUUUUUUUAAAUUCUUAGCAUUAUUUAUAUAUAAACACACACACAAAUGAUAACAUUUUGAAUAAGAUAACACUAGAUUCAUUCAAUUACAAAGAAAAAUUGAUUGUUAAUGCUACAUGUUAAUUUGGAUUUUUGGUACCACUUAAGGAAUAUUGUAGUUAGAUUUUUCCUUUUAAUCUUAGCUUUUAGUCAUACUACUAAUCCUCAUUUUAUUUUACACUUAAAAUAUCACAGUGGAGCAGGUUAUGUCCUGCAUCUGAUUGCUCGAGCUUCUCUGAAGACUCCCUUCGUAAAGUACAGUUGCUUGCCCCAAUCUCAGAACGCCUUGUGCACCCACCUCGUCACCUCUCCAUCUCUACUAACACUAUCGCUUUGCAGUUCUUUGCAGCUGUCUUGUCUUUUAGUUGUUCUCACUUUGCCAAAACACACUUCUGCAAUUUGCACUCAGUUCCUUCCACUGUGUAGUUUGUAGAUGAGGAUUCAAAUGGGGAUUCCAACAUAAAAAUUGGGAACUUUUGAUUUUAUCCAGUUAUUUGUAUACUUUGUAUAUUCAUUCACCUUAUACUAUAAAAUAUGUUGUUAAUAGAAAGUGAAAAUAUUGAAGAGGUAUAUCAGUGGAAGAAACCAUCAUUGCUUCUCCAUCAAGGCUCACAAGAUAUGACUGAAAAAGAAGUUAGUUGAAACAAAUUGGAAAGGUGAUUUUGGCACAGCAUUCAUAACAACUUGUUGAAAUUCACGAUACCUGAUCUCAAUUGAUUUUGAAAAUAGAGCAUUUCAAAUUGCAGUGAGUCAGUGUUUAGUCUUUUGAGUCUUAGAUGAGGAUGAACUAAAUCAGAAAUAAAGAUGCAGUACUAGAAAACUGGUAAUUAAGGAAGAACUGAACUUUUCCCUUUCCAAAUGUAUUGAAUAAGAAUAAAUAAUGAAUGUCCUGGCAAACCUGUCUUUUAUUUUUAAGUAGGAGAUGCAUAUUAAGAUUCCUUCAUUUUUGUGCAGUACAUCCAAGCAAAGAUAAAUUUAAUUGGCAAAAAAUUAGAAAAAAAAGGCAACAUUUAAUUAGGUAUUUUGUACAUUUUAUGGUUAAUGCUGGAUGUCUCAAGCUUGCCUAUUAUGCAGGAGUUAUAUAGUCUUCCUUGCCAUUGUUUCCCUUUUGUGGCAUUAAAUUUUUUUGUUGGGAUGUCACUUUGUGUGUACACUCACAGGAGGGUAAAUUCUGUAUUAAAGUACUUUAUAAGCUCAGUGUUAAUAAAUGUCCUUUAAAACAAACUUGUGAAAUGAAAAAUUGGAUGGCAUGGUAUUUAAACAAGUUUUUUUUUUCUAUUUUUCAACCUCUGGUAGGUAUUUAGAAAGAAAAUUCAUGUCAGUAGGCGACAUAUCUGUUCUAUCUUUGGUUUUCCAUUAAAUAAUAACUAUUUGGGAAAGCAACAUUUGGAUAUAGUAGUUGGAUUGUUCCCAUCACCAGAACAUGUCAGUUCAUAUAGAAUGUUCCUUCCAUGGACUAUUCAAAUGGGCUGAAUCCAAAAGCCCUUCCUUAGUUCAGUAAUUCCAAAUUUCGGUUAUUUCUGAAGCACUGCAUCUUUAUUUUAAAAAUGCAUUUGGAGGGAGGUGGGCCAUUGUGUCUGUUUCUUAACCUUGACAUGUGUAUUUAUUUUUCUCUAUGUGUUUAUUU
Messenger RNA from Monodelphis domestica (gray short-tailed opossum), 8983 nucleotides. NCBI's taxonomy places the organism in Eukaryota, Metazoa, Chordata, Mammalia, Didelphimorphia, Didelphidae. The record is from RefSeq and is a predicted model, not a curated record.